Molecule: messenger RNA, 374 nt
Organism: Wasmannia auropunctata (little fire ant)
Lineage: Eukaryota; Metazoa; Arthropoda; Insecta; Hymenoptera; Formicidae
Product: probable cytochrome P450 6a14
Exons: 2
Molecular function (GO): heme binding; iron ion binding; oxidoreductase activity, acting on paired donors, with incorporation or reduction of molecular oxygen
Source: RefSeq, a predicted model, not a curated record
AUAUAUCCAGAUCCAGAUAAAUUUGAUCCUGAACGAUUUAACGCAGACAAAGUAGCAGAAAGGCAUCCUUAUGCUUAUUUGCCAUUCGGGGAAGGCCCACGAAGCUGCAUUGGUACGCGAUUCGGCUACAUGCAAACAAAGGUUGGACUCGUGAGUCUUCUGUCGAAAUACUGUUUCAAACUCCACUUCAAAACUCAGAUCCCACUUGUUUUGGACAAAAGAUCUCCUAUUCUUUCGGCAAAAGAUGGUGUACACUUUAUUAUCGAAUCACGACGAAAUAAAUCGCGCUCUUAUGUGAACUAAAAAUAUUAUAUUCUUGAUGAAUUCUAAAUUUAUUACAUAUGUUAUUAUGUAUUAUUAUUAAUAAUUUUUGU